AUGGACCGGUCGCGGGCCAUCGGCACCUUCGUGGUGUGGGACUAUGUGGUGUUCGCCGGGAUGCUGCUCAUCUCCGCCGUCAUCGGCAUUUACUAUGCCUUCGCGGGGAAGAGCCGGCAGACUUCCAAGGACUUCCUGAUGGGCGGCCGCAGAAUGACCGCUGUGCCGGUGGCGCUGUCCCUCACCGCCAGCUUCAUGUCUGCAGUCACCGUCCUGGGCACCCCCACCGAGGUGUACCGUUUCGGAGCCAUAUUCAUCCUCUUUGGCUUCACCUACCUCCUUGUGGUGGUUAUCAGCGCGGAGGUCUACCUCCCGGUGUUCUAUAAACUGGGAAUUACCAGCACCUACGAGUAUUUAGAACUUCGAUUUAACAAAUAUGUUCGUCUCUGUGGAACAAUCGUCUACAUUAUUCAAACAGUUCUGUAUACUGGAAUUGUUAUUUAUGCCCCUGCCCUGGCUUUGAAUCAAGUCACAGGAUUUGAUCUGUGGGGCGCAGUAGUGGCUACAGGGGUCGUCUGCACAUUCUACUGUACACUGGGCGGUCUUAAGGCAGUUAUCUGGACGGAUGUUUUCCAAGUUGGAAUCAUGUUGGCUGGGUUUCUGUGUGUGAUUAUACAAGCCUCAGUGGUUCAAGGUGGAAUCAGCACUAUUAUAAAUGAUGCCUCUAAAGGUGGAAGAUUAAACUUCUGGAAUUUUAAUCCUAAUCCUUUGCAAAGACACACGUUCUGGACAAUUCUUAUAGGAGGGACCUUCACUUGGACCAGCCUGUAUGGUGUCAACCAAUCCCAAGUACAGAGAUAUAUUUCCUGUAAAAAUAGAUUCCAGGCAAAACUGUCUCUCUAUGUCAACCUUCUGGGACUCUGGGUAAUCCUCAUCUGCGCAGUGUUCUCUGGGCUUGCCCUGUAUUCCAGGUACCAAGACUGCGAUCCCUGGACAAACAACGAAGUGUCUGCACUAGACCAGCUCAUGCCAUAUUUGGUCCUGGACAUCCUACAAGAUUAUCCAGGACUUCCUGGGCUUUUUGUGGCCUGUGCUUACAGUGGAACAUUAAGCACAGUGUCCUCUAGUAUUAAUGCCUUAGCUGCAGUGACUGUGGAAGAUUUAGUCAAACCUCACUUUGGCUCACUUUCAGAAAAGUCUCUCUCUUGGAUUUCCCAAGGAAUGAGUGUGCUGUUUGGAGUGCUGUGUAUUGGAAUGGCUGCCUUGGCUUCACUAAUGGGGGCUUUGUUGCAGGCAGCACUCAGCAUAAUUGGCAUGAUCGGCGGACCACUUCUGGGCUUGUUUUCUUUGGGCAUUUUGGUUCCCUUUGCCAACUCAACUGGAGCAAUUAUUGGUCUAUUGACUGGAUUUGCUGCUUCUUUCUGGGUUGGAAUUGGAGCUCAACUCUAUCCUCCACUUCCUGAGAGAUCCAUGCCACUUCCUCUUGAAACCUAUGGCUGUAUGAAUAGCACAGACAAUGGGACAAAUUGGAUGACAACGACAGGAAUGCCAUUUUCUACUAGUGUACUUCAAGUAAACAAUGUUGAAAGGACUCCACUGAUGGAUAACUGGUAUUCGUUAUCAUAUCUGUACUUCAGCACCCUUGGAACUUUGGUAACAUUACUUGUGGGAAUGCUUAUCAGUUUAUCAACAGGAGGAAGAAAACAAAACUUAGACCGCAGAUUCCUAUUAACUAAAGAGGACAUUUUAUCCAAUUUUGAUAUUUUUAAGAAAAAGGAGCAUGUUUUAAGCUAUAAAUCUCAUCCAGUAGAAGAUGGUGGAACUGAUAAUCCUGCUUUCAACCACAUUGAAUUGAACCUCACAGAUCAAGGUGGCAAGAUCAAUGGGACUCAUAUGUGAAGCAGCUGUGGUACUAGAUGAUCCUACAAAGUGUCCUAGUUUUCUAUGUUUUCUAAGAUAAUUCAACCAGGUUUAGAAUUUUUUUUUUUUUUUUUUUUUUUUUUUUGGUCUAUCAUGAAUAUGUUGGGGGAAACCUUUGGGGGACAAAAUUUUGUUAAAGCAAAGUUCUGAUUUUCCUCACUUACUACACUCAUUAAGGAUGGUACUCUGGAGUUCACAGUAUCUGCACCAGCAUUUCUGUCUCUCACUUCCUUAUUUCCAUGAAGCUAUAGUUGUGAAAGUGAUGACUCCCUAUGUGCCAAAAGGCCAACACAUGCAUAUGUACACAGACUUGGUGGUCAAAAGCAUAUUCUUACAUCAGACAUUGUUAAAAAUAUGUCCCACACUUUUGGAGCUAGCAAAUAAGUUUUGGAGGUUUGCCAAAAUCAUAACAAAUACUGAAAUGAGCUUUUCUCCCUCUUACCACAUACUCUAUUCUUAGGGAGCAAUGAGGUGGCAGGUCUGUAUUCUGUGUAUCUUUGCUUCUCAUUGACCCCUACCAGCCCAGGGCACAUGUUAGCCUUGGAACCAAUUCUGGUUCAGGAAGGUGGUAAUCAAGAAGCAUGCUGUUUGGUACAGAAUAUGGAUCCAAGGAACAAGGUCUUCUUGGUGCUAUGCUUCUGUGUUUUUGCCUGUUGGCAAGAGUUCUUGGCCACUGGCUGCUUGCGCUGCCUUUCCUAGCCUCUGGGUCUUAUCCGCAUACCUAGUUUCUUACCCAUCAACUUUGGUUUUAUUGUGCACUUUAUGUUUGAUUGCCUUCCUAAUUUCCUGUUUACCCUAUUGUCUUGAAACACCUCAUGGAAAUCAUGCUAACCCACAUCCUGGUUCACUAAGCCCCAACAUAUAAAUUAUAAACACCCAUGAGCCUGAUACUGACUGAAGUGCCUUCAGUAUAGGUACC
This is a messenger RNA of Pteronotus mesoamericanus, 2779 nucleotides long. RefSeq names its product solute carrier family 5 member 8 (gene SLC5A8). Gene Ontology annotation, molecular function: organic acid:sodium symporter activity. The transcript is spliced from 15 exons. Gene Ontology annotation, cellular component: membrane; extracellular exosome. The record is from RefSeq and is a predicted model, not a curated record. NCBI's taxonomy places the organism in Eukaryota, Metazoa, Chordata, Mammalia, Chiroptera, Mormoopidae. The coding region runs from base 1 to 1839 and encodes 612 amino acids. Gene Ontology annotation, biological process: propanoate transmembrane transport; sodium ion transport.